CGUUCGUAAGAAGGCGGCUCUAUGUGCGUUCAGAAUAGUCAGGAGGGUUCCUGAGCUCAUGGAAAUGUUCUUGCCUGCCACCAGAAGCAUGCUCUCUGAGAAGAAUCAUGGUGUACUGAUAACUGGAGUAACGCUGAUAACAGAAAUGUGCGUAAACAGUCCAGAUACCCUGAAUCAUUUCAAAAAAAUAGUGCCAAACCUUGUACGGAUACUGAAAAAUCUAAUUUUAGCCGGUUACUCCCCUGAACAUGAUGUGUCUGGUAUUAGUGAUCCAUUUCUACAGGUGAAGAUCUUGAAACUUUUGCGGGUGCUGGGUAUCAACGACGUGGACACAUCAGAAGCAAUGAACGACAUACUUGCCCAAGUGGCGACCAAUACAGAAACUAGCAAAAAUGUCGGCAACACCAUUUUAUAUGAAACUGUCCUAUCUAUAAUGGAUAUCAAAUCAGAGGGUGGUUUAAGGGUAUUGGCGGUAAAUAUUCUUGGUCGAUUCCUAUUGAAUAAUGACAAAAACAUCCGCUACGUGGCGCUGAAUACACUCUUGAGGACUGUACACGUGGAUUCAGCAGCGGUUCAAAGACAUAGGGCUACAGUUUUGGAAUGCCUCAAGGACCCGGAUGUAUCGAUACGUCGUCGAGCAAUGGAACUAUCAUUUGCGUUGAUCAAUUCUCAAAACUUCGGACUAUGACCAAAGAGCUGGUGAAUUUCUUGGAGAAGGCCGAUCCGGAGUUCAAAGCACCUUGCUCUAGUUCUAUAGUACUAGCGACGGAACGCUAUGCUCCUACUAGAAGAUGGCGAUUAGACACAUUGUUGAAAGUUUUGGUCGCGGCUGGAAAUUACAUACGAGAUGACGUCAUCAGUUCGACGAUACAGCUGAUAUCCGAGAGUCCCACUCAUCAAGGCUAUGUGACAUUACAAUUAUACAGGGCGUUGAAAGAAGAUCUUCAAAACAGACAACCUCUGAUACAGGUG
Messenger RNA from Acanthoscelides obtectus, 972 nucleotides. NCBI's taxonomy places the organism in Eukaryota, Metazoa, Arthropoda, Insecta, Coleoptera, Chrysomelidae. The record is from the annotation of a GenBank genome assembly.